Hyaloscypha bicolor E is the source of this 877-nucleotide messenger RNA. RefSeq lists its product as uncharacterized. The record is from RefSeq and is a predicted model, not a curated record. The coding region runs from base 268 to 732 and encodes 154 amino acids. Lineage: Eukaryota; Fungi; Ascomycota; Leotiomycetes; Helotiales; Hyaloscyphaceae. The transcript is spliced from 4 exons.
UUCCCUUUCAAACUGCAAGAGUCGAGUUUCCCCGUGUAUCUUUGCCUAUAUGACCAUUACCACACUUUCCAGUUAUCAGCCAGCCUCGUCCAAUUCCACAUUCUCUAUUGAAAGCGCACACCGUUCAUCACCAAUUCCCAACAUUAUAUCUCAGCGCCUUGUGCUAGCGCAAAGUCAUCCUCAACUUGCAGCCUUGCUGGACCCCGUAUUAUUGGGGUGUCGACACAUCACUGUGGUUGUUUAGUACAUUAACCCCGGUGAGGGCUGAUGAGGAAGCGCUCUUUGCGAAGACAUUCGAAUCUUCCUCUCCAGCGAAUUCCAAGGCAUUCUCGUACGAGAUCAAAACGGCAGCGACGUGUGACCAUUCGCUUCAUUCCGCGGCAGUGGCAUCGCAGGGAUCCUGCCAUGGCACACUGGGACCUAUUCAAUAAGAAGAUAGAGCCGUUCAAACGGAGGACUUUGAAACGUUCCAUAUUUGUUCCCAUCCGAUCUACGCCGGCAAAUUUGGGCAAGGAAGCGAUCCCAAAAAUGAUUCCCAGUUUUCCACCCAAUGAAGACGAUUAUACACGGAAGAAACAAAAGCUUGACGACCGGACUCCUUUUGAUGCCGAAAAUUUUCAUGACAAUUCAUCUGAUGUCGUCAAUGCACUUACAACACCCCGCAUUCUCCGAGCCCCUCGUCUAGUCGUUCCUCUUCUCCUACGCGGAUGUCCGAGACUAACGACAAAAUGAACAUCGAUCCGCCAGAUCAUUACCGUCCCAUUGGCUCAGAGCAAAGCAUUUAUCUCUCCGACUUGACAAUUGUUCGACGUAUACCACAGCAGGACUGGCCCACUUCAAUAUCAUCGAUUGAUCAACCUGUUAUGGCAGUCGGUUG